Molecule: messenger RNA, 846 nt
Organism: Cordyceps militaris CM01
Lineage: Eukaryota; Fungi; Ascomycota; Sordariomycetes; Hypocreales; Cordycipitaceae
Product: Putative S-adenosylmethionine-dependent methyltransferase
Exons: 2
Coding region: 1-846 (281 amino acids)
Biological process (GO): peptidyl-lysine dimethylation; peptidyl-lysine monomethylation
Cellular component (GO): cytoplasm
Molecular function (GO): protein-lysine N-methyltransferase activity
Source: RefSeq, a predicted model, not a curated record
AUGGCAGAGACGCCAAAACAUCUCGAGCCGUCCGCGCUCGGCACCCGCGAAUACUGGGACAAGCUCUACACGACCGAAAUCGCCAACCAUGCCGCCAACCCCGACGACAUUGGCACCGUCUGGUUCGACGACUCGGACGCCGAGGACAAGAUGCUCGCCUUUCUCGCCCGCCUCGCCGGCUCCCCCGACGAGUCCGACUCUGAAGACGAUGCAGAAGCCGCCGAGGAUGCGCCGACGCCCACGUCCGCCACCGUCCUCUCCAAGGCCACCACGUCCUUUCUCGACCUCGGCUGCGGCAACGGCUCCAUCCUCUUCGCCCUGCGCGCGCGCGGCUGGCGCGGCCCCCUCGUCGGCGUCGACUACAGCGCGCACUCGAUCCGCCUCGCUACCCAGGUCGCCUCCGCGCGCGGCCUCUCCGACCACAUCCGCUUUGCCGAGUGGGAUCUCCUCCAGGGAACGCCCCUCCCCCCACCGCAGACAACGUUUGACGUUGUCCUCGACAAGGGCACCUUUGACGCCAUCUCGCUCAGCGACGCCACGGAUGCCCAGGGGCGUCGCGCCUGUGAGCGGUACAAGGCGCGUGUGCUGCCCCUACUCGCCGAGCGUGGCCUGUUUCUGAUUACGAGCUGCAACUGGACGGAAGACGAGCUGCGUGGCUGGUUUGCGGGCGGGGACAGUGUCGACGGCGCCGCCCUGGAGGAGGCGGGACGGGUAAAGUACCGCUCGUUUAGCUUUGGAGGCGUCUCGGGUCAGACGAUAAGUACCUUGUGUUUCCGUAAGAUUUCGGCCCCGGCAUCUUCCUCUACAGAGCAAGCUGAACCUGUACAUACACGAAUGCAAACAUAG